AUGUUGACCACGGUGUUUCUGUCAGCGCUCCUGAUGCUGGGAGGUCUCGGAGGGGUAGCAGCAUUCAACCGGCAGGUCCAUGGGAAAUCAAUCCACAGUGAUAAAACUUUGCCGGGCAGCAAUGAUGGAACACACACCGUGAGAACACAGCCAUACCAACAGACAAAAAAUGAAAUCAGCAGGAGUUUGGAUCUUGAGAGCUUCAGCGUACACGUGACCCCCACCACCAGCAAAAUCAGCCUCCCGUCCAUCAUCAGGCUCUUCCCGCCUACUGCCAAACCUUUCCAACUGCACGCCAACAUGCCGAUGCGCUUCGGGAGGGAGAGUGUUCCUGGUGAUGACAGUGCCCCAAACUCGACCCCCAACAUGCCCCAGAGGUUUGGGCGAUCAUGGGAAAUGUGUGCCAAGUGCCUCAAUGUUCGAGAAGCACAGAACCCAAUAUUGCCGCAGAGAUUGGGGAGAAGAAGUCCAUACUGGAGCCUCUUUAGGACUCUGGACAAUACUUGGUUGUUAAACACUGGUUUACACUGGGCUGAAGAUUUUGACUUUACAACCAGCUCCGAAGAGGUGGAGAUGCAAGAAAAGAGCUUUAAAGGAUGAAAGAGG
Molecule: messenger RNA, 606 nt
Organism: Epinephelus fuscoguttatus (brown-marbled grouper)
Lineage: Eukaryota; Metazoa; Chordata; Actinopteri; Perciformes; Serranidae
Gene: npvf
Product: neuropeptide VF precursor
Exons: 3
Coding region: 1-600 (199 amino acids)
Biological process (GO): negative regulation of gonadotropin secretion; neuropeptide signaling pathway
Molecular function (GO): signaling receptor binding
Source: RefSeq, a predicted model, not a curated record